Messenger RNA from Notothenia coriiceps (black rockcod), 1716 nucleotides. RefSeq names its product teneurin-1-like. The coding region runs from base 1 to 1716 and encodes 571 amino acids. Gene Ontology annotation, biological process: heterophilic cell-cell adhesion; neuron development. The transcript is spliced from 9 exons. Gene Ontology annotation, molecular function: protein homodimerization activity; cell adhesion molecule binding; protein heterodimerization activity. Lineage: Eukaryota; Metazoa; Chordata; Actinopteri; Perciformes; Nototheniidae. Gene Ontology annotation, cellular component: neuron projection. The record is from RefSeq and is a predicted model, not a curated record.
AUGGGCCCAAACCCAGAGGAGGCCACACUUCCUGUCUGCGUGAACAUCUGGCUGCAAGCAUCUUUAGGAUUCCAUCAAUGCCACAGCAAGGGGGGAAACCCCACAGCUGAAAAAAGCCGCCUCAGCAGUCUGAGCCUGAGCCUGAGCCAGAGCCAGAGCCAGAGCCAGAGCCAGAGCCAGAGCCAGAGCCAGAGCCAGAGCCAGAGCCAGAGCCAGAGCCAGAGCCAGAGCCAGAGCCAGAGCCAGAGCCAGAGCCAGAGCCAGAGCCAGAGCCAGAGCCAGAGCCAGAGCGCAUCAACUCCAACAACCUCUCAGUCAUCUUGCAGAGCUCUGAGCUGCAGAUCCGGCCCUGCCAAGAGCUGUGGAGCCAGAGGAAUGAGGGAUGGAUGCCCCGGGCUGUGCAGCGGGCACGGGCGCUGCACCCUGGAGCAGAGCGGCUGGCGCUGCGUCUGCCAGGCGGGAUGGAGUGGGCCUGGAUGCAGCGUUGUCAUGGAAACUGACUGCAGUGAUGGAACAGACAACGACGGAGAUGGCCUCAUGGACUGCGUGGACCCUGAUUGUUGCGAGCAGCUGAGUUGCGGCUCGGACCCUCUGUGCCACGGCUCCACGGACCCCUUGGCCCUGCUGCAGCAGAGCCCGUUGACCCCCGCCGUACCCCCCUCGCCCGCCGGCACACACAUGCACAGCUUCUACCGCCGCAUACGCUUCCUCCUCGGCAAAUCGGCCACACACACUCUCCCUGGAGACGUGCCCUUUGAUACCAGUCGGGUAGCUGUGAUUCGAGGCAGCGUGGCGUUGCAGGACGGCUCUCCUCUGGUUGGCGUCAACAUCACCUUCCCGCAGCAUCCAGAGUACGGUUACACCAUCAGCAGGCAGGAUGGGAGUUUCGACCUGGUGACCUUGGGCGCCAUGGCCAUGACCUUGAUGUUCCAGCGGCCCCCCUUUCUGCCACAAACACGCACCAUUUGGACGCCAAACAACAACUUCCUGGUUCUGGAUCAGGUGACCAUGUCCAGGGAAGAAGCUCCGCCUCCCAAAUGUGACAUCAGGACGGUUUUGAGUCCCUACCCGCUGGUGCUGCCAUACCCGCUCCCCAGAUACAUGGGAGCGUGUGCAGAGAAGGGGCCCGCAGUGCCGGAGCUACAGGCGGUGCAGGAUGAAGUUUCGAUCCCCGGGGCUUUUUUGAAGCUGAACUAUUUGAGCACCCGCGCUGCAGGCUACCUCUCUCUGCUGAGAAUCCUCCUCACCCCUCCCUCCCUGCUGUCCCCCGUCUCCCCACUGGGCGGUCUGUCCAAGGUGCAUGUCCGCGCCUCGGUCCAGGGCAGGAUGUACCAGCGCUGGUACCCCGCGGGGCCCGGCCUGGUCCACAGGCUGGUGUGGAACAAGACGGACGUUUAUGGACAGGAGGUCUGGGGCCUCACUUAUGCUACUGUAUCCGUCGGCUACGAGUAUGAGUCAUGUCCGGGCGUCAUCCAAUGGGAGAGGAGGACUGCUCUGAUGCAGGGAUUUGAACUGGUCCCCUCAAACCUCGGGGGCUGGUCUCUGGACAAACACCACGCCCUCAACAUACGCAGUGAGAGAGAGCGCGGUGUGUAUGUGUGUGGGAGGGCCACGAGGCUACCGGCGCCCACGGACGCCACUCGCACCGUCACACCCAGACGGAGUUCGCCCGUCCGUCCUCGCCCCGGACAGUCUAGCGAACAAUACCAUAAAUGA